Messenger RNA from Oncorhynchus mykiss (rainbow trout), 2978 nucleotides. It is a transcript of the gene opn8a, whose product is annotated as opsin 8, group member a. Gene Ontology annotation, molecular function: G protein-coupled receptor activity. Gene Ontology annotation, cellular component: membrane. Gene Ontology annotation, biological process: G protein-coupled receptor signaling pathway. The record is from RefSeq and is a predicted model, not a curated record. NCBI's taxonomy places the organism in Eukaryota, Metazoa, Chordata, Actinopteri, Salmoniformes, Salmonidae.
AUGGAGGAGGACAACAAAUACAUGUCCAAACUGUCACCCACUGUGGACUACUGGGCAGGCAUGUACCUAGUGGUGAUAGCGGUGCUCUCAGUGCUGGGUAAUGCUGCAGUCCUGCUGACCUCAGCACUGCGGCCGACUCAUCUCAAGGCCCCGGAGCUCCUGACAGUCAACCUGGCUGUGACGGACAUCGGCAUGGCUCUCAGCAUGUACCCCCUAUCCAUUGCCUCGCUCUUCAACCACGCCUGGAUUGGAGGGAAUUCCUCCUGCCUCUACUAUGGCCUGAUGGGGAUGAUCUUCGGCACGGCCAGCAUCAUGACCCUGGCUGUCAUGGGUUUGGUACGAUACCUGGUGACAGGAAACCCACCUAAAACAGGUAACAAGUUCCAGCGUCGGACCAUCACCAUGGUGAUCAGUGUGAUCUGGCUGUACUCUGGGCUGUGGGCUGUGUUCCCUCUACUGGGAUGGGGUGGCUACGGACCGGAGCCCUUCGGGGUGGCCUGUUCCGUGGACUGGGCCAGUUACCAAGACUCCCUGAACCGUUCCACCUUCAUCAUGUCUCUGUCUAUCCUCUGCACCUUCAUCCCCUGCCUCGUCAUCCUCUUCUCCUAUUUCGGCAUAGCCUGGAAACUCCACAAGGCCUACCAGGCCAUCCAAAGCAGCGACUUCCACUACGGACACAUCGAGAGGAAGGUCACUCUGAUGGCGGUGUUGAUCAGCUCUGGGUUCAUCGUAGCCUGGUCUCCCUACGUGGUGCUCAGCUUUUGGAGUAUGUUCCACACCAAGGGGAAGGACAGCCUGGCCCCCGUGGUCUCCUUGCUGCCCUGCCUGUUCGCUAAAGGUUCCACGGCCUACAACCCUUUCAUCUACUACAUCUUCAGACGCUCCUUUAGACGCCAGCUCCAGGUCCUGAUCUGCUGCUCUGCCCAACCAGACUCACCUUCGUGUAGGGAGACAGGAGAGGGCAGGCAGAGUGUAAGGUCUGACCUACUACAGAGCUUUCCGGAUGAUAAGAAUAGAGCUCCCUUGGUGGGGAAGUUGGGAACUGCGGAGCUGGAAAGAGUCUGAGAAAGAGCUGACAAGCUCCUGUUAAAAAAGUAUUGGAACACGACCUGUUUGAACAUUGGUCCGUACCCAUCAAAGGGUUAAGACUGUGUGUGUGAGUGUGCGUUAAAGGGUCAGAAAUGGAUGGGGUGCGAGUUAAUCAACUGCGUUUCUUCACUGUCAUUCUAGCACACACUACUAGGUCAUAGCCUCGUCCUCGCCACGUGACCAACAAAGUAACACUUUACUUGAAGUCAACAGACAAAAUGUAUUAUGAUGCAGUCAUAAGACACAUCACAUAUUAUAAUCAUUGUAAUAAGGUAUUAUAAGGGCUCAUACAUGUUUAUAAAAAAGUUGUAAAGCAUUGUGUUUUUUGGCUUGAAGUUAAAGGAAUAUCAUGUAGAAUGAAGCCCCUUAAAGGAAACUGGGUGAAUUGCAACAUUUGCACUGCUACAACACUAACAAUUCCACUUACGAUGUAGAAUUUUAGCAACCAGGAAAUAGCAAGUAAAUUUCUUAGAGCAAGUCAAGUUAUGAGUCUCUUUUACUUUCAGUUUUGCACACCAUUUCAGCCAUUGUUCAUUGUGCUUGUGAGGAGUUAACCAUGCCUCUGAGUGAUUCUGAUGGAAGAGAGGGAGGGUCCUGCCUUCCAAUUUGACAACAAGAGACAGACCAGCUUUUGUUGUCAAAUAGGAGGACUGCACCAUCAUCAUGUAACUUUGUGUGGGCCCCAAUUGAUUCAUUUUUGAACAAAUAUUGUGAAACAUUACACUAUUACCACAGAUAUAUUAAGGACAUUUUCUGAAAUGAAAAUGCAAAAAUAUGACAUAAUGCCCCUUUAAGUGUUAUUGUAAAGUUCACUUUAUUGUUGAAUGUUGUUGUGAGGUACUGUAGCAUUGAACUUAAACUUCACAAUGGUCACUAUGGCCAUUCACAAUGGUCGCUAUGAGCAUUUACAAUGGUCUCUGUGGCCAUAGUUCUGGUCCCUUUCUUCCUGUUUUGAGAGACUUGUUGGAUAUUGUAGCAUUGGCAGGCUACGAGACAGCCUUCUUGACUAUCCUCCCCAUGUCUAGAGUGUUCUGUGAGUUUGUCCCCAAUAGAAGCCUCAGGAACCAUCAAGUUAAAAGAGGAGAGCUAAUCUGACAUUGCACCCUAUUCCCUACAUAGUCCACUACUUUUAGAUAGAGACCUAUGUAGCUAAUAUUAUUCUGAUGUGGCAGUGGUUGUGAACCAUGUUAGGAAUAGGGAAUAGUGUGCCAUUUUGGAGGCGGCUGGAAACUUCAGGAAGCGUUUUUCACAUCUGACCUUGUUUGUGUGACCUCUAAUGAUUGUAACAGAGCUACUCUGAGAAAAUCAAACAGCUUUAGAAAAGCAUAUUUUUUUCUCUGUCUUUGUUGCUCCUAAACACUUCUACUUCACAAUAACAGCACUUACACUUGACUGGGUUAGCUCUAGCAGGGCAGAAAGCUGACUUGUUGGAAAGGUGGCAUCCUAUGAAGGUGCCACGUUGAAAGUCACUGAGCUCUUCAUUAAGGCUAUUCUACUGCCAAUGUUUGUCUAUUUUUCAAGAAAACCUUGAAAAAAAAUUGAAAAUCUUGAAAAAUAUGAUCUUCUUUUCCUCUGCAUGCCCUGAAACUCAACUCCUCUGACAAUAGAAUGUUUUUUGUUGAAUGUUGUAACGGAGACCCUGACAUUUUGACAUUAAUAGAUCCUGUUUCUUCAUCUAAAUUCAUCUUUGUUUGCAUUAAUAUUGUGUGCAAAAUUCUAAAUAUUGCAUUGAGUUAUUAAAACCCCCUAGAGUCAAUAUCCACACCUUUGCUGAAAUUGAAUUAGCAUAAUAAAAAAAUCCCCAUCAAAAUGCAUCAGUUUAAGCCAGAUGUCGCACUUCUUUUUUAUUUUAUUACCCCUUUUUCAUGGUAUCCAAUUGGUAGUUACAG